Penicillium brevicompactum is the source of this 2301-nucleotide messenger RNA. RefSeq lists its product as uncharacterized. The coding region runs from base 1 to 2301 and encodes 766 amino acids. Gene Ontology annotation, biological process: DNA-templated transcription; regulation of DNA-templated transcription. Gene Ontology annotation, molecular function: zinc ion binding; DNA-binding transcription factor activity, RNA polymerase II-specific; DNA binding. Lineage: Eukaryota; Fungi; Ascomycota; Eurotiomycetes; Eurotiales; Aspergillaceae. The transcript has 4 exons. The record is from RefSeq and is a predicted model, not a curated record.
AUGGGGAAACGCGGAGAAGCGGAACAUAAAUUGCCGCGGAACGUCAUCCCACUCAAAUGGUUGCAAUUUCCCACGGAAACCCUCAACCCUGCCAACAUCAUGGUGAAACACGCUCCGUCUAAGCCGCGGCGGGCUGCGCAGGCGUGUUUCCGCUGCGAUACUGGGCAACCGACAUGUUCCAACUGCAAGACAUACGCGCAAGAUUGCAAAUACGUAUCCGGGCCGGAGAGACCGAGGCCAACAAAUGCCCGGCUCUCGCAACUCGAAGCCGAGAAUGAACAGCUCCGACAACAACUAGGUCGUGAACAUCCAGUCUCUGAUGAUCGCGCUGGAACCUCGCAUAGGAGUCCAUCUGCGCAAAGCUCGUCUCAACCCCAGGAACAGACUCCGAACCAGCAUCCGGUGAUUUCCAAUUCGGUAAACGCCGACGGUUCUCAGUCGGCCGUAUCAAGAAUAUUCAUAUCACCCAAUGGUGACUCAAGCUACCAUGGGCUUACCAGCACGCUAUUUGAUGAUGCGCCAACAGAUCGACAUGGUCAUCCUCGAUCCGCAGAUCCCCAGGUGCCGUUGGAGCACACACGCAAGCAGCUGAUGGGGGAAGCCGCUUAUCAAAGGCAGCUUGAGGGGUUGAACAUGCAACAUGGCAAGUUGGACUUUGAUGGUGUUGACCCAGAGCUCGGGAUGCAUCUACUCGACCUCCAUUGGAAUCGUCAGCAUCAUUCAUUCUUGAUCACAUACCGGCCCGCUUUUAUGCGAGAUAUGGCCACCGGAGGUCCAUAUUUCUCAAAGCUUCUGCUAAAUGCAAUUUAUUUCGGGGCGUCAAAAUUUAGCAAUCGCCCAGACGUUCGCCGUGAUCCCGAUGACGUCCGCACCGCAGGAUGGACAUUUCGUCAGAGAGUCAAGGAACUACUGGGUGGGGCCUUGGAUCGAAGCGAAAUAACCACAAUCCAGGCUUUGCUGGUGAUGACAAGUUCUCUGUUCGCUCUAGGAGAUGAGCGCAGUGCCGCAUGGCUCUAUGCCGGAACGGCGUUCAGGAUGAUAAUUGAUCUUGGCAUGCACGUCGAUGCCACAAUGCUCAGCAAUAUGCGACGCUUAUCAGAUGAAGAUAUUGAGAUUCGACGCCGAGUCUUCUGGGGUGCUUUUGUUGUCGACAAAAUCCAAUCGCUAUACCAAGGACGCCCUACGAGUCUACAAGAUUUUGAUACAAAUGUUUCGCUUACCUUCCUCGAUCAUUAUGAAGAGCUGGAAAAUUGGAAGCCGUUCGCUUAUACUAAUGUGCAGUCAUAUCCAGGUUCGCCGGCAUACAGUGUCUCCACAUUUACUGAACUCUGCAAACUGUCCCUGAUUCUCAACGGGAUCUUGAACAAAGUUUACUCCGAGAGAAGCUCAAAUCGGUCUCCAGAAGAGCUUCUGAGUACCCUGAGAGACCUGGAUGCCAAGUUAGAUGGAUGGCACAAGGCCCUCCCUGAUUCCUUGCGCUUUGGAAACUCUGUGACAGAGGUUGCUCCACCGCCUCAUGUUCUUUCUCUUUUAGCACUCUACAAUGUUUUGCUUAUUCUUCUGCACCGACCCUUCGUGGCUGAAGGCCACCUGCACACCACGGAGCCAUCGAUUGCUAUCAGCUCAUUUACAACGUGUACCGCAGCUGCAGCUCGCAUUGUCAAAAUCCUUCAAGCCUAUGAUCACGCAUUCUCCAUUAUGCGUGCCCCUUAUCUGAUAUCAUAUGCGACCUACGUUGCUGCGACAAUUUAUGUUCGAGUUGCAGCUCAACAAAGAGGCGGAAGCAGAGCCCAUUCAUGCCUUCGAACUUGUCUCGAGAUUUUCCAAAAGAACCAAGAGACCAAUUGGGCCGUCCGUCGUGCCAAAAAUGUCAUAUUGCAUCUAAUGGACCGAAUGGAAGUUGACAUCGGUAGCCGCGACCGCCCACGUGUCGACGCUCAGCUGUAUCAAGAUAAACAGGGACAGUUGGAAGAUCUGCACCAGCAUCUUCAGCUCGAUACUGAGGCUCUUGACUCAGAUGACAUCCCGAUGCAAUGGACACCACCGGAGACUGAGGCAUCUGAACUGGAUAUGGACAUGAUAAUUCAAAGUUUCAUUCGACAGAACACAAGGCAGAAUGAAAGCCAAAAUUUUGUCGACUCUUACAAUGCUUCAGAUACCCACGACUAUCAACCGGCACCGGGCGAGCUUGCGUCAAUGAUGCUGACAGGCCACAAUGGCUCUUACUUUGAUGCGCAAACUGACGAUGACAUGCUAUUUGGGUUUAAUGGUUCUAUUCAAGAUAGUUUACUGUACCACUAG